AUGCCACGUCGUUUCUUCCUUCCACCACCACCAUCACCAUCCACCCCACCAUCUCAAGCCACGACCGCCCACGACAUCGACGUCGACGACGACCACCACCACCACCACGCUGCCGUCACGCGGAUGGGAGGCGACGACGACGACGACGCGGAACGUCAAUGGACGUUCUGCCUCGACUCCAGCCCAGUCUACCUUUUGACAACAACAAACCAGGUGCCACGUCGCGGUCAGCGACGUGGCAACCAAACGACGAACGGACACGACAACCGACGAGCCCGCCCACCCACAAACGACGCACACCGCCCCACACGACCCCCACUGCCCACGAGCGCCCACGAAAAGAAACGAGCGCCCAGACACGACAGCGAACGCCCACGACACGUCAACCAACGAGGCCGCCCACCCAUGAACGACGCACACCGCCCUGCACAACCCCCACCGCCCACAAACGACCCCAAAGGACCCCAAACGCCCAUGACACGACAACAGACGAGCCCGCCCACCUAUGAACAAUGUACACCCACCCAAACGAGCCGCAGCGCCCACGAACGCCCACGAGACGACUGCACGGGAACGAAAACGAACGCCCAGCAGACGAAGACGACGACCGCCCACAAGACCCAGCACCAUCCCCAACGCGAGUGCCCACGAACGACAACGAGCACCCACCAACGAAAACGGACGCCCACGAAAUGA
This is a messenger RNA of Laccaria bicolor S238N-H82, 696 nucleotides long. RefSeq lists its product as uncharacterized. Lineage: Eukaryota; Fungi; Basidiomycota; Agaricomycetes; Agaricales; Hydnangiaceae. The record is from RefSeq and is a predicted model, not a curated record. Bases 1 to 696 code for a protein of 231 amino acids. The transcript has 2 exons.